Messenger RNA from Annulohypoxylon truncatum, 3737 nucleotides. RefSeq names its product fungal-specific transcription factor domain-containing protein. Gene Ontology annotation, molecular function: DNA-binding transcription factor activity, RNA polymerase II-specific; zinc ion binding; DNA binding. NCBI's taxonomy places the organism in Eukaryota, Fungi, Ascomycota, Sordariomycetes, Xylariales, Hypoxylaceae. The transcript is spliced from 3 exons. Gene Ontology annotation, biological process: DNA-templated transcription; regulation of DNA-templated transcription. The record is from RefSeq and is a predicted model, not a curated record. The coding region runs from base 528 to 3374 and encodes 948 amino acids.
UGCCGCACUUACAGUAUAAUAUUUUCCCAUCUUUCUUGAUAUCGUAUGUAUGAGCUUGGCUAGUCUUAUUCGGACGAUCACGAAUCGAAAUGUGAGACGCAGCUUAAGAUAAUCCUUGAUGACCGUUACGAUCCAAGACGAUCUGGGUUAGAUUAUCUUAUUAUCUUCGACAAAAGGAUCCACACCAUCUCCGGUGAGUCAAUACUACAUAGAAAGGCGAGCAGUCCUAAACUCAGCCCUGUCCCUGUAGGAUUUUCGAACUAGCCUGCGUAAUUAUUUCGAACGCCACCCGAACCAGGUUUUGCAGCUUCUAUCCUUCUCUCUCACGAGCUUUCAUCCUACUACCUACGUAUUGAAUCCUCGACUUUUGAACGUUUCCUGCCCAAAGGAUACUAGUUGAAUAGCCAAAGCGAGGGUGAGAUUCCAACCUUUAUUUUUCCUCGGCAAGUGAGACAACACCCCCAAAUCUCUCAGUCCUACGCGCAUUGGCCCAAAACCCGGAGAGCCGCCCGCGGAUCGCCCGCACGAUGUCUGGCACCUCUCCCGCUUCUUUCGUACAUGCCAAUUCCACUCCGGCUCGCAUGGAGUCCUCGUCCCGCUCAUCCCCGAACGACAACUCUACCAGCUCGCCCGCCGCAGCAUCGACGCCGCAAGACUCUGCGCCGGUACCAGGCGCCUUAUCUUCGGCGGCUCCCGCAUCCGGCGGCGCUCCCAAUCCCGCCACCUUCGCGCCGUUGGGCCCGAUAUCCCUCGACCCCUCUACCACUCCCUCGUCGGCGCUCAACCCCCGCAGCUGCGUAACAUGCCGCCGCCGGAAGGUCAGGUGCGACAAAUUCAUGCCGUGCGGCAAUUGUCGCAAAGCGCAGAUCCAAUGCGUCUUCCCGGCUCCGGGCCGAGCCCCUCGGCGGCCGCGCGCGAAAGACCCGAACGCCCCGCCGAAACAGACGAGCGAGCGCGAGAUCGAGCUCAUGAAGCGCUUGCGGAAGCUCGAGAGCAUCGUGGAGGACCUGAGCGGCCAGAUAGAGGUCGAAACCGCGAGACACCCUUCCAGCGGGGGCUCGCCCGAGGCAGUGACGGACGGCACCUCGCAGGAGAGGGAAAGGCGAAGGCACAGCGGGUUCGUAUAUAGCGAGAACCUUCCCGGCGGUUAUCCGCCCGCGGACCACUCGAAGCUCGGCCGCUCCCAGACUGGCGACUUCAAGAACGCGGCCGGGGAAGUUAACAAAUCUUUCGGGAGGCUGGUGCUAAACGAGAAGGGUAAGACGCGGUAUGUGAGCAGCGCGUUCUGGUCUAAGAUAAAUGACGAGAUCAACCAGCUGCGGACGGAGACGGAGCAACUUAGCGACGAAGAUUCCGAGGGCUCGGAAGACGGCAGCAGCCCCGGCAUGUUCAACCCGUACUCGGAUCAGGUCGACCACCACGGUUUCGUGCUCGGCUACAGCUCCUCCAACGUCGACCUUCGCAAGCUGCACCCCUUGCCGUCUCAGAUACCGUUCAUAUGGCAGGUUUACCAAGAGAACGUCGACCCCUUAGUUAAAAUAUUACACGUGCCUUCCAUGAGCAAGAUUAUUCGCGAGCUGAGAAGCAAUAUGAACGACAUUUCACCGGGGAUGGAGGCCCUCAUGUUCGUCAUAUACUACGCUUCCAUCACCUCCAUGGGAGAGGAGGAGGUCAAGAUAAAUUUCGGCGCCGAUAAAGGGCAGCUCAUAAAUAAAUACCGCUUCGCCACCGAGCAGGCGCUCGCGAAAGCCAACUUCCUCGUCACGUCAGAGUUGGUAGUCGUGCAAGCUUUCACCCUUUUCCUCGUCCUCGUCCGGCGGUACGACGACACCAGGUUCGCCUGGACGCUCACGGGCCUCGCGAUACGAAUAUCCCAGUCGCUGGGGAUACAUCGCGAGGGGACUAAGUUCGACGACCUGAGCCCCUUCGACGUGGAGAUGAGGCGUCGGCUGUGGUGGGCGAUAUGCAUCCUCGAUCUCAGGUCGGCGGAGGACCAAGGCACGGAGCUGACGAUUGCGGAACGGACUUACGACACGCAAUUCCCGCUGAACGUCGACGACGCCGAUAUAAGUCCCGAGAUGACAGAGUUCCCGGAAGAGAAGACCGGGCCUACGGACAUGACGUUUUGCCUCAUCCGCUAUGAGAUAUGCGCCCUGUCCAGGAAGAUACACUUGGCGACCAACGGGAUGGCCCCGUGCCACGGCCGGAGCACGGAGGCGCAGCGGGACGACAUGCUCCUGGAAUGCUACGAGCGCAUAGAGAAGAAAUAUCUCAAGACGUGCGGAGACAAGGACGUGGACGUCCUGCACUGGGUCGCCGCCAUGAUCGCGCGACUCAUCAUGGCCAAGAUGAGGUUGAUCAUAUACCAACCCAUGCUGCACCACUCGACAGGCCAGGCCCUUGACAAAGACGUGCGGCAUCGCCUAUUCAUGGCUUCUCUCGAGGUGGUCGAAUUCACGAAGGUCCUGAACAUGGAGCCGCGCUGCCAACAGUGGCGAUGGCUCUUCCAGACGUACGCGCAGUGGCACGCCGUGGCCUACCUCCUACUAGAGACGUGCCGGCUGCCUUGGACGGCGUCGCUCGAGCGCGCCUGGAUGGUGCUCAACGCGGUCUUCCAGAGCCCCGACGCGGCCGAGCGUGCCAGGCCCGGCGUCUGGGUCCCUCUCCGCAAGCUUAUGUCGCAGGCUAAGCGCCACAGGGAGGAGGAGAUCAAGCGGCUGAGAGCGGAUCCCGAAGCCGCGCGGCAGCUCGACAUCGACGAGCAGAAGCGGCUGCAGCCCGAUAACUUCAAGCACCUGUCCAGCUCCGUGAGGAGCUCCCUCGCCCAAGAUCAGUGGCGGAAGCUCGUCGGGGUCGAGGGUCCCGAGAAACCCGUUUUUACUCUCGCGGACGUCGCGAACGCCGACGCGCUGACGAAGCGCGACGAAAUUCCACCGCGGCAGCCGGGCGUCGGCGACUCCCAGCCUGAGAUGCAAUACGUCGAUCACUUGAUGUCCCAGCCUUAUCUCGACUCGCAAGACCUAUUUUCCGUGGCCUUUCCCAGCGACCGGGUGUACAUGACGGAAGGAGGCGCCCAACCGCCGGGCAAUUCCCGUCCGGCUCCGCCCGUCCCUACCGAGACGUUCGGCACCCCCGGAGGCACCGCCUACGGCGCGACGGAGGUCCCCCCUACGCAAAACUUCCUCGAGGAUAACCCGCCGCCGUGGCUCUGGUCCAAUAGCUGGGCCGCCGGCCCCUCGAAUCAAGCGACUGCGAACGCGCCGAGGAUCGACGACCCAGACGUCGACAUGGACGCGGAAGAAGGGUUCAAUUGGCAGACGUGGGUGGAUAACGGACUCGCGAUGGGGCGAGUCGGUUUCAUGGGAGGGAUCUAAGACGAGCGGCCCAAAUAUAACGAAUCACUUCACUUUACCUAUAUAACAUUUAUCUAAGCAUCACGUAUGGAAGGAUAUAUGGCGGUGUUAGAUCGGACCGCCUGAUAGGACUAAGCAAUGUCUCCGAUUCCACUCGCUGUUCAGGGGUGGUUGGAGGACCAACGCUAAGCUACGCAUGAGACGAGACGAGACAACUGUGGGAGAUUCAGAUGAGACAAGAAAGGUGGAAGAAGAAAAUGGACAAGAGCAAUGAUAUCACGGUGUUGGCGCAAUUCUGUGUGCAUAUACUGAUACCCUGUUCUUAUCUAGGCUUCAAUAUAUUAUAUAUGAUUGAAUAUUUACUAUUACAAUUUUAUGUUGCAA